AUGGUAAAAGUCAAGAUCAUUAGUCGUUCGGAGUUGGAGUGGACGAAGGAUCGCUCUGCCGAGGUACCAAAAGCCAACCGUAAUUAUGACCCUAAGUUCAACCCGAUGUCGAAACAGGUUGAAUUUACAAGAGCUGUGCGUGCCGCUAAAUUAGACAGAAUGUUUGCCAAACCUUUUGUUGCUGCGUUGCAGGGUCACCAAGAUACAAUUCGAUGCAUCGCAACAGAUUAUAAAAGUUUGUCAACCGUUGCUACCGGCUCCAUUGAUGGUGAACUGAUGAUAUGGGAUAUGCUAGCGAGAAAAUCACGAGCAGUUAUCAGCGCUCAUCGUCAUUCUAUUGAGGGUGUCGUUAUUUCGCCAGAUGGUGUUGCUUGCUUUACUGCCUCCCGAGACAAGGUUGUGAAGAUGUGGGAUUUGGAUCUUGGAGGUUCUGAAGAGGCUGCCGAACCUGUUGCAGAGUAUUUGGGGGAUUUUCCAUUUUCAUCUAUCGAUCAUCAUUUCCACAAGCCCUUAUUUUGUACUUCAUCUGAUACCAUUAGCAUUUGGGAUAUAAAUCGUACCCAGCCCAUUCAGAAGUUCUCAUGGGGUGAUGACACUAUCUCAUGCUGUCAAUUCAACAAGGUAGAAGCAAACAUAGUAGCUUGCUGUAUGUCAGAUCGAGGUGUCUUUAUUUAUGAUACACGCAGUCAGUCUGCCCAUAGCAAAAUUGUAUUAGAAAUGUGCUCCACGUCACUCUCAUGGAACCCGAUGGAUCCUAAUGUUUUUGUAACCGGUAGCGAUGAUCGCAACUGCUAUUUGUUUGAUAUUCGCGUCCCCGGCAGACCCCGGAAUGUGUUCCAGGGUCACAUUCAACCAGUGUCAUCUGUAGAUUUUUCCCCUGCAGGAAACAUGUUUGCAGCGGGGUCACAGGAUUACACCCUGCGGAUAUGGGAUAUUAAUCAGAUAACCAAGUCAGACUCUUUGGAGAUGUUUCAUACAAAGCGCAUGGCUCGGGUUUCCUGUGUUAAAUGGUCACCAGAUAAUAAUUAUAUUUAUAGUGGCAGUGAAGAUGCCAUCCUGCGCGUGUGGAAGUCAGAUGCGAGCAAGCCUAUUAGACCUUUGAGAGGACCAGAAAAGCAUUCAUUUAACUAUAUGCGUAUGUUGAAAAACCGAUACCGUAAUUUUGUUGAAGUGAAACGGAUCAGUAGUCAGCGCAAUGCUCCAAAAGCUAUUUUGCGUGCCUCUAAACGUUUGAAGAAAGCUGGCAAACGAGAAUUGUUUAAAGAAAUGUCCCGUAGGAAGACUGAAAACAUUAAGCCACUGGCUAAGCGCAAAACCUAUGACUAUGUCGAGUAA
Molecule: messenger RNA, 1335 nt
Organism: Phytomonas sp. EM1
Lineage: Eukaryota; Euglenozoa; Kinetoplastea; Trypanosomatida; Trypanosomatidae
Source: the annotation of a GenBank genome assembly